CUUAAACCCCCCAACAACUUCAGCUCCGCCACCUCUAACAGUAUCUCUCACUUCUCUUAGGGAAAUAAGUUGAUAGAACCACUUAUUAAAGGUGAAACUUUAACUAUCAUCUCAUGAUUUUGAAGAAGCUGUAAAGACAAAGAUUAUGGAGAGAAUUAUGAAACUAGGUCUUCUGAUCCUGUUGGGUCUACAGCCUGUGAUUGGAGCUGGACAUUGGUGUGAACAGACGGUGGAGGAGAAAGUAGAGUGGGUAUUGUCGCCACGUCUGCAGCUUGAAGUCAGCUGUUCUGAAGUGUAUCAGUACAACACCCAGGGAUGGAGACUGGAUGUGGACAGGCUGCGAACCAAGCAUGGUGGAGAUGAUGGCAUCGCACAAUAUUACAAACAACAAGGACAAAAGGCAUCUUGUUUCUUAUACAAACCCCCAGAGAUGGAGAGCCGAGCAGUUAAUAAGACCGUAAGGACCUGCUGUGAGGGGUGGGGAGGACCUCACUGCUCUCAGGGUGUUGGGGUGCGUGGGCAGUGCUACUCCACCUGGAACUGUGAAGAAUUUCCUGGCAUUCAUAACGCCUCACUCAUGCCCAUGGAACAAUGCUGCAGCACCCUUUGGGGACUAAGCUGGAGGAACGCUUCGGACCAAACGUGUUUGACUUGCACCUAUACUCUGCUGCCAGACUCCCAGUCCUCUCCUCUGGUCCGGAGCGGCCUGUUAGGUACUGCCAGGGUCCCUCAAGGCUCCGCCACAUGCAUGUCCUGGGGUGGAGCCCAUUAUCGCACUUUUGACAGGAAGCACUUUCACUUCCAGGGAAGCUGUACGUACCUUCUUGCUUCCUCUACUGAUGGCACCUGGGCCGUCUACAUCAGUACAGUCUGUGACCAAAGAGGAGACUGUAGCAAGGCCCUGAGGAUGAUGCUGGGUCUGGAUUUGGUUUCUGUUCAUCAAAAAAACAUAACACUGAACAGCAUCCCUGUUCCAAAACAGGAGCCGCUUUUUCAAAACGGAGUGAGUGUCCAUUGGCUCGGGGACUUUGUGUUUGUGGAGAGUGGAGUGGGAGUUAGGGUGAAGUUCGACAUGGUCAACACAGUGUAUGUGACGGUAACCUCUGAGCACCUGGGAACCACCAGGGGACUCUGUGGCGUCUUUAACAACAACGCAGAUGAUGAUUUCACCACAAUGGCCGGAAUCGUGUCUCCAUACGCUGCAAGUUUUGGCAACUCGUGGAAAGUUCCGGACCAACAUAAUGAGGACUGCAGCGAUGCAGCCGAGCUCGGCCACAGCUGUGAAGUUACUGGAGAGCCCACUCUACGCAGAGAGGCAGAAUUGGUGUGUCAUCAGCUGCUGGAGAACCCCUUUGCGCAGUGCCACCGCCAGGUUGACCCAGUACCAUACAUAGACACCUGUCAUUAUCUGUACUGUAGCCUCUCACCCAAAGAGAGGCAGGAUGCAGUGUGUGACACCCUGGCCAGCUACACCAGGGAGUGUGCUCAGCAACACAUCAUCAUAAUGUGGAGGACAGCAGCAUUAUGUGGUCGCGUCUGCCCCAGAGGACAGGUCUUCUCUGACUGUGUGUCCUCCUGUCCUCCAAGCUGUACUUCCCCCCAGCUUCCAGGACCUGCUGCGGCCAUGGGUCAGUGCAGAGAGGAGUGUGUGGGGGGCUGUGAGUGUCCUCCUGGUCUCUACCUUCACCAGGGACACUGCUUGAAAAGAGAAGACUGUCCCUGUUUCCAUCGCAGACGUAGCUACCAACCCGGGGACACGAUCCAGAUAAAAUGCAACACCUGUGUGUGCAGGGCAGGUCGGUGGGAAUGUACAGGUGAGAGAUGCGCAGGCCAAUGCACUCUGAUGGGAGCACUGCAGGUGACCACAUUCGACAAAAAACGCUAUGCACUGUCUGGUGGAAACUGUCCUUUCGUUGUUGUAGAGGACUUUGUUGACAGAAAGCUGGAGGUGGUAGUGCGGUGUGGAGAGUGCACAGCAGGGGACAGGGGAGGGGGAGGAGAAAUAAGCUGUCUAAAGGAGAUGUCCGUGACAGCCCUGCACACAACAGUCACCAUCACAGACACUGGCACUGUGACUCUGAAUGGCCAACGGGAGACUCUGCCUGUUGUGACCGGGGAUCUGGUGUUGCGUAAGGCGUCCUCUUCAUUCAUCAUUAUCCAGACAUUUGGAGCUCAACUUCUCUGGUAUUUAGAUGGAUCAUUUGCUCUCAUCAACCUGCAACCUGGCUUUGCUAACAAGGUCCGUGGUUUGUGUGGAACGUUUACUUGGAGCCAACACGAUGACUUUACCACCCCGGACGGAGAUGUAGAGAACAACAUCUUAUCCUUUGCUGAGAAGUUCACAAGUGAGCCUUGCACGCUGCCAGGUGGCGCUCCGCCUGAUCCCUGCUCCACGUACACCCAGAGGAGAGUCUAUGCUGAAACAGUGUGUGGUAUCAUACAUAGUCCCGUCUUCCAGGAGUGCCAUGAUGUGGUGGACAGGGAGCCAUAUUUCCGUCUCUGUCUAUCAGAGAUGUGUGGCUGUGUUCCAGAGAGGGCCUGUCACUGCACCGUUCUCACUGCCUUCGCUCGACACUGUGCUCAGGAGGGGGUGACAGUCCGCUGGCGCAACCAAACAUUCUGCUCGGUCCACUGCACGGGGGGUCAGGUGUACCAGGAAUGUGGUCGUGCCUGCGGGGGUUCCUGCUCAGACCUGAGUCAGGGCUGGAACUGCGAUGAUUUCAGUGCCGAAACGGGUCACGGCAUGUGUGUUCCAGGCUGUCAGUGCCCAGCAGGACUGGUGCAGGACCAGCAAGGCCAGUGUGUCCCCAUCUCAUUGUGCCCUUGUAUGGAAGGAGACAAGCUGUACCCGGCAGGUGCUGUGGUUCAGAACAACUGUAACACCUGUGUCUGUGAGCAGGGAGUAUUUAACUGCACUCAGGAACAAUGUGAGGAGGUACAACAGUGCCCCCAUUCCCUGGUCUACUCCCCCCGUUCCUGCCUCCUCACUUGCUCCAGUCUGGACCCUCCUGGCCAUCCGCAUGUGUCCAGUGUCUUACAAUCAAGCUGCAGAGAGCCGUUGUCUGGCUGCGUCUGUCCUCAGGGAACUGUCUUACUGGAUGAUCGCUGUGUACCCCCAGAUGAGUGUCCCUGUCACCAUAAUGGUCAACUUUAUUACACCAAUGACACCAUCACCAAAGACUGCAACACAUGUGUGUGUAAGGAGCGGCGCUGGCACUGCACCCACACCAUCUGUGCUGGAGUUUGUGUUGCAACAGGAGAUCCACACUAUGUGACCUUUGACGGCCGCUGCUACUCGUUUCUGGGGGACUGCCAGUAUGUUCUGGCCCGGGAGAACAGCGGUUUGUUCAGCGUGACGGCGGAGAACGUGCCGUGUGGCAGUACCGGCGUCACCUGCACCAAGUCGGUCACCCUCAGCCUUGGGAACACGGUCAUACACCUGCUGAGAGGUGGGAACCAAAAAAAGGAAUGUCUGAGCUCAUCCUCUGUUAUUUGUCUUGUGGAUGUCUGCAGCUGUGACUCUGGGGGGGAUUGCGAGUGUCUCUGCACAGCUAUUGCGUCCUACGCUGAGGAGUGCAACCGGAGAGGGAUUUACAUUCGCUGGAGGUCCCAGGAGCUCUGCCCUCUUCAGUGUGAUAAAGGGUUGGUCUACGAUCCUUGCGGGCCGGCUUGCUCUCUGUCAUGCCCAAGCGUUCAGCAGAGUCCAUACUCUAGAUGUGGAGAGCUUUCCUGUGUGGAGGGCUGUUUCUGCCCUGCUGGCACAGUCAGACAUGGUGACGGCUGUAUAGAACCCACCCAGUGCCCCUGUGAAUGGGAAGGCUCCAUGUUUCCACCUGGAAGUACCAUCACUAAACUCUGUCAGAACUGUUCUUGUGAAGAGGGUGUUUGGCACUGUGAGGGAAUGCCAUGCCCUCCUCCGCCGCCUCCUUGCCUGGAGUCAGAGUUCUCCUGUGCCAGCGGGCGCUGCAUUUCCUCCCAGUGGGUGUGUGACAACGAUGACGACUGUGGAGAUGGUUCAGAUGAGAUCUGCCCGUCUACCUGCUCCCCAGACCAGUUCCGAUGCAUGAGCACCCCAAGCGGACCGUGUUUGAACCUGGCUCUGCGUUGUGAUGGCCACCCAGACUGUGCCGACCAAUCAGAUGAGGAGUUCUGUGGACCCGCCACCACCAUGCCCUUGUGUCCUCCUGGAGAGUUUCAGUGCGCCAAUGGGAAGUGUCUACCAGCCAGUCGACUGUGUGAUGGACGGCUGGACUGUGGUUUUGCUGAUGGAUCUGAUGAGCAAGACUGUGGUGUGGUAUGUGAUGAAGGGGAGUUCCUGUGUCCUGGGGGGCGCUGCAUCCUUUAUAUCCACCGCUGUGAUGGCCACAAUGACUGCGGAGACCUCAGCGAUGAAAGGGGGUGUGUGUGCUCACCAGGGGAGUUUCAGUGUCCAGGUGAUCAGUGUGUCCCUGCAGACAGACUCUGCGAUGGACACAGAGACUGUCCUGCAGGAACAGAUGAAGCCGUCUGCCCAAGGAAAGUUUGUAGGGCCUAUGAGUUCCCAUGUACCAGCGGGGCGCAGUGUGUGCCUCAGGCAUGGCGUUGUGAUGGGGAAACAGACUGCAUGGAUGCCAGUGACGAGCAGCAGUGCGCUGCUCCCUGUGGACCAGGCCAGGUGCCCUGCCUCAGUGGGGAUCAGUGUGUGGAUUACUAUCAACUCUGUGAUGGUACUCCACACUGCAGAGAUGCAUCCGACGAGAGCUUCAACACCUGUGGCUCUUCUCGGAUCCCAUCCUGUCCAGGAAGCUUUCCAUGUGACAACCGCACCUGUGUGAACAUGUCACAAGUCUGCAAUGGCAUCCUGGACUGUCCACGCGGAGAUGAUGAGUUGGUGUGUGAUAACACCAUUUCACCAGCGCCCCCUGGCAGAGGAAACAUCUCGACGCCCUGCCCUGAGUUCACCUGUAAGGAUGGAUCCUGUUUGCCAUUUGACAAGGUUUGUAAUGGCAUUGCAGACUGUCCUGACUCCUCCAUAACAGCAUCUGGAGGACCAACAGAUGAGCACGGCUGUAGGACCUGGAGCUUUUGGGGCCCCUGGAGCCCCUGCAGCACCUCCUGUGGAACAGGAACCAUGAGUCGGCAGAGAUCCUGCCCUCCAGGUGACCCGCUUCACCGCUGCCUGGGACAACAUAUCCAGAAGCAGCAGUGCUUCAACACCACCUGCCCUGUGGAUGGGGAGUGGUUGCCAUGGUCUGGCUGGUCCAACUGUUCUGGUGGCUGUGGGGGGGUGCAAGUGCGACAUAGAGACUGCAUUCCUCCUCGCUACGGAGGUCGACACUGUUCCCAGCUCCCUGGACCGUCCAACCUCUCCAUGGAGAUUAAGCCCUGUCCUGAUGAUGGUUGUGCUAACGCCAGCUGUUCCCCCGGCCUGCUGAGACACAGCUGUGUUCCAUGUCCUUUCUCCUGUGCUCACAUCAGCAGCGGGGUCACCUGUGACCCUGGGACACCCUGCGUUUCUGGUUGCUGGUGCCCUGAAGGCCGGGUGAUGAGCCAUACGCAGCAGUGCGUCUCACCUGAAGAGUGUGUGUGUGAGGUGGCCGGUGUUCGAUACUGGCCCGGCCAGCAAAUAAAAAAGGACUGUGACCUUUGCGUUUGUGAGAGGGGAAAGCCUCAGCGGUGUCAACCCAACCCCGACUGCUCAGUGCACUGUGGCUGGUCAUCGUGGUCGGAGUGGGGGGAGUGUUUGGGACCCUGCGGAGUCCAGAGCGUCCAGUGGUCGUUCCGAAGCCCGAAUAAUCCCACUAAGCAUGGAGAUGGAAGGGUGUGCAGAGGGAUUUACAGAAAGGCCCGUCGGUGUCAGACAGACCCCUGCGAUCAGUGUCAUUAUCAGAGUCGGUCGCGUGCCGUUGGAGAAAGAUGGAGGGCAGAGCCCUGCCAGCUAUGCCACUGUCUUCCUAACCUCACAGUGCAGUGUGCCCCCUACUGUCCAUAUGCCGUCAGUGGAUGCCCUACUGGCCAAAGCCUCGUCCCUGGAGAGGGAAGCAGGUGCUGUUAUUGUCAAGGUGAAAACGACACAGUUGCUGUGACAGAAACCCCUGGAAUUAUAACAUCCAAGCCUGAGGAUAUAACUCCUCUGGUUCCUACAUAUCCAGUACCACCUGGAGAUGAGUGCUGGGUGCCUCUGGGUGUCCAGACCCUCCCAGUAUCUAGUUUUACUGCCUCGUCUUACCAGGAGGGCCACCCACCAGAGGCAGCACGUCUUCAUAGGUGGGACCGUCAUAGAGACCUCCAGGGCUGGAGUCCACAGCCAGAGGAGUAUAAAGAACUACCUCAAAAGAGACCUGAAGGACAGAGUGUCAGCACAGAAAGCCCCUACAUACAGAUCGACCUGCUUAAACCCUACAACAUCACUGGCGUUCUCACCCAGGGAGGAGGUGUUUUCGGCACAUUUGUGUCCAGCUUCUACCUUGAGUUUAGUCACGAUGGGAAGCGUUGGUACACUUACCAGGAGGUUCAAUCCAAUGCUCCACCAAGAGCUAAGAUUUUUCUUGGUAACCAUGACGAUCGAGGUGUGGCGGAGAGCAGGCUUGACAGAAUAGUGUCAUCUCAGUUUGUUAGACUGGUUCCCCAUGACUUCCAGAAUGGCAUCUACCUACGGCUGGAGAUCAUGGGCUGUGGUGACGGUUAUCAUUGGUUAACCUCCCCAACCCCUCCUUCACCUCUGACUCCGGGUAAAGGCUGCAGAGAGAAAGAAUUUCUCUGUGACAAUGGUCGCUGUGUACCGGCAGGUUCUGUUGGGGUUCUUUGUGACGGGGUCAACGACUGUGGGGAUGGAUCAGAUGAGAAGUACUGUGGUACUCAACCCUCCUCAACAGCCACCAGUCCACGCAGCUGUCCCACUGGUUACUUCUCUUGCCCACCCCCAGGGGGCUGCAUCGAAGCAGAAAGGCGUUGUGAUGGUAUUCCUAAUUGUCCCAAAGGAGAGGAUGAAAACGGAUGCCACCUACAUGACAUCACUACACAGUCAGACAGGCCUCAUACCCCGACCCCUUCCCCUCUGAGGACCCCAUCAAUGGCUGCUGUUACUUUCUCUGCUGUAACACCAACUGAUGGUGGCCCAGGAUAUCAAGGCGCUUGCUCCUCUCCUCUUGGACUGGAGGAUGGGAGGAUUCAUUACGGCCAGCUGUCCUCAUCUUCACAGCGAGAUAACAACCCUGCUGAUGCUGGGAGACUGAACAUUAUCCCAAACAUUCCAGUUAUGGAGCCUGGUUGGAGCCCCCUGCCUUCAGACCCCCAGCCUUAUUUCCAGGUGGAUUUUCUGGAGCCAACUUGGAUAUCAGGGUUGGUGACGCAGGGUAACGACCGGAUGUGGGGUUACCUCUCCAAAUACCGCUUGGCCUUUGCCUCCAACAACGGCCUCUUCUCAGAUUUCACAGCAAAUGGGAACUUUGACGGCCCUGCUAAGGUGUUUGAGGUCCGGAUGGUGGGCAGGACCCCUGUGACCCGUUGGUUGGGUCGGUUGGUAAGAGCUCAGUACAUGCGGAUCAUCCCGGUGGAGUUCAGGCACACCUUUUACCUGCGUGUGGAGAUUCUCGGCUGCAGAGGAGACGAAGUGAUGACCACAUCGCCCUCUGGUGUUGGAAGAGUGACGGUACAACGCUGUAAGCCAGGCCAGUUUGUAUGCCACCACAGUGAGGAGUGCAUCCCCGUGUCUAUGCUUUGUGACGGUCAACCAAACUGCAAGGACCACUCUGAUGAGAUAAGCUGUGGAACCGCAACCACCAGAGGCCUUCCAGGCCUCCGUAAUCAGACCAGCUACACUGGUGUAGUAUCACCUGGAGUCACAGCUGUAUCUCAGCCGCUAACCACAGAACCGUCAGUCUUUAGCAGCACCUCUGAUAGCGGUUUACCCAGAGUGCUCUGUGUGGAGGGCCAGUUCACAUGCCGAUCCUUUGGCUGUGUGGACGCAGCACAAGUCUGUGAUGGAAGGAAGGAUUGCUUGGAUGGUUCAGAUGAAGAACGUUGUGGCACAUUCACCAGUCCAACAGUAACUCCAUGGCGCCCCCCGGUGCCCAAGCCUUGCUCUCCUAAGCAGUUUUCCUGUGACACCGGCGAGUGCGUCCACAAAGAUCGCAGAUGUGACCUGCAGAGGGAUUGCAUGGAUGGUUCGGAUGAAAAAGACUGCGUGGACUGCAUAAUGUCUCCGUGGACAGCCUGGAGUUCCUGCAGUGUGACCUGUGGCCUCGGCUCCUUGUUCCGCCAGAGGGACAUUUUAAGAGACGCCCUGCCAGGAGGAUCUUGUGGCGGAGCUCAGUUUGACAGUCGGGCCUGCUUUCUUCGAGCAUGUCCAGUUCAUGGUCACUGGUCAGAGUGGACAGAGUGGUCACAGUGCGAUGCUCUGUGUGGAGGAGGAGUUAGGCAGAGGAACCGAACCUGCUCAGCUCCACCUCCUAAAAACGGCGGGCAGGACUGCGAGGGCAUGACCCGACAGAGUCAAACCUGCAACCUUCAGCCCUGCACUGAUGAGACGGGCACAGUGAAGGGGUGUGUCAGUGGUAUGGUGCUGGUGGCAGAAGAAGACUGCAACGCUGGAAGAGUUGAUCCCUGUCCUCCUACCUGCUCUGACCUCAGCAUGACCAGCAACUGCUCUGCAACAUGUGUCAUCGGCUGUCGCUGUCCCUACGGGUUGUACCUUCAGGACGGGCGCUGCGUGAACUCCAGCCAGUGUGUCUGUCACUGGGAUGACGACACCCUGCAGCCUGGACAGGUGAUCAGCAGAGACCAGUGCACCACCUGUGUGUGCAUAGAAGGGCAGGUGACCUGUGACACUUCUAGAUGUGUGAGGACCUGUCAGUGGUCGGCCUGGUCUUCAUGGUCUCCCUGUGAUGUGACGUGUGGCGUGGGGCUGCAGCAGCGCUACAGGUCUGUGCUCACAGCAGAUGGACCACUCAGAGGUCAGCCCUGUUCAGGGGACUCCUCCGAGUCCCGGCGUUGCUCCAUCCCAUGUCUUCCUGUCCUAGCAGGUGGUGCAUGGACUAAAUGGACCAGCUGGUCAGAGUGCACCAAGACAUGUUUCAGUGACGUGGAUGAUGUGGGAAUGAGGCGGCGAUUUCGCAGCUGCAACCAAACACUCCCAGCUUCUAACCCGAGGAGCACAGAACCUGAGUGUGAUGGAGAUGAUGAGGAACAAGAGCCCUGCAACACCGUGCACUGCCCAGUUGAUGGGGGGUGGUCCCUGUGGUCCCAGUGGUCUCAGUGUUCAUCUGAGUGUGACUCUGGCAUCCAGACCAGGGGGAGAUUCUGCAGUUCACCAACCCCACAGCAUGGGGGCAGUAACUGCACUGGGCCCCACAUACAAACCAGGGACUGCAACUCCCAUCCCUGCUCAGGUGUGUGUCCAGAGGGUAUGAUGUACAUGACCGUAGCGGAGUGUGAAGCUCAGGGAGGGGCGUGUCCUCGAAUAUGCAUGGACAUGACCUCUGCGGAGGUUCAGUGUGCCACCUCCUGUUAUGACGGCUGUUAUUGCGGCCCGGGCCUCUACCUGUUUAACAGCAGCUGUGUUCCUUUGGCACAAUGCCCCUGUUACCACCAGGGAGAGAUGCACCCAGCUGGCGCCUCCGUGCCUUCGGAUGCCUGUAACAACUGUACCUGCAUUGAUGGAGAAAUGGAGUGUGGGGCUGUUCCAUGCCCAGUGGACUGCGGCUGGAGCAGCUGGACGCAGUGGAGCGCGUGCACUCGAACCUGUGACGUAGGUAUAAGACGGAGAUACCGCUCAGGAACCAAUCCGCCACCGGCCUUUGGCGGCCGUCCCUGUAAAGGAGACAGAGUCGGGGUGGACACCUGCAGCAUCGAGCCAUGUCUCGGGAUAAGAGAACCAUGGAGUAUGUGGUCGGAGUGUUCUGCAACAUGCGGAGGAGGUUACAGGACCCGGACCCGAGGGCCAAUCAGAAUCCACGGCACACCCCAGCAGUUCAGCGCCUGUAACCUGCAGCCAUGUGGUGAGAGCAGCACUUGUCCUCCAGGUCAGCAGUGGACGCAGUGUUUGCUGGGUCCUGUCACCUGUACGGAUCUCACAUUGGACCUAAGCAGGAACUGUACCCCAGGUUGCCAGUGUCCACAUGGGACCGUACUGCAGGACGGCAGCUGUGUGCCUCAGUCAGACUGUCGCUGUGAUAUAAACAGAGAGCCAACUGGAGAUGGAGACACUCUGCCCAGGAACUGCAAGAACUGUACCUGUGAAAGAGGAAAGCUUGUCAACUGUUCUCAAGUUAGCUGCAACGUGGACGGCCACUGGUCAAACUGGACCCCCUGGGGUCAGUGCUCAGUCUCCUGUGGAGCGGGUCUCCAGUCUCGGUACCGGUUUUGUUCCAGUCCCCAGCAGUCUGGCAGUGGACUUCCAUGUCUUGGUUCCCGCCGCGAGGAUCGAGUCUGCAUCAGUUCUCCAUGUGAUGUUGAUGGGGGUUGGAGUCAGUGGACUGACUGGACAGAGUGCACCAAGUCAUGUGGAGGGGGGGUUCAAAGCCGGAGGAGACAGUGUGACAGCCCCCCUCCAGAGGGGGAUGGGGACUACUGCGAGGGGCUGGGGACAGAAGUCAGAGGCUGUAACACAGACCACUGUCCAGUCCCACCUUGUUGGAAGGUCCCAGGGACAGUUUUCAGCAGCUGUGGGCCCUCCUGCCCUCGCUCCUGUGACGACCUGUCACACUGUGAGUGGCAUUGUGAGCCUGGUUGCUACUGCACAGAAGGGAAGGUCCUGUCGGCCAAUGGGACGCUCUGUGUAGCGAGGGAAGACUGCCCUUGUCUGGACAUAAAUACUGGCCAGCGAAUAGAACCAGGAGAAUCCACUGAGGCCUCUGAUGGAUGCAACAACUGCACAUGUGAAGGUGGCAAGUUCAACUGUACCAGAGAGCCAUGUCCAGUGUCUGGAGGUUGGUGUGAGUGGUCAGAGUGGACUCCCUGCUCCAGAACCUGUGGGGCAGAGUCUGUGUCCCGCUACAGGAGCUGUAACUGUCCUGAACCUAAAGCUGGGGGAGAACCUUGUCCUGGAGAACAGGAAACGCACAGCAGGAUGGGCGUUCAGAUCCAGAGAAAGGCCUGCCCCGUCAUCACCUUCUGCCCCAUUCAUGGUUCAUGGAGUUCCUGGUCAUCCUGGUCAGAGUGCGAUGCCUGCGCCGGGUCAUCUGUUCGUACCAGACAGUGUAACAGUCCUCCCGCCAGAUUUGGCGGUCUGCCCUGCCUGGGAGAGAGUCGGCAGAGUCGGCGAUGCCACAACAACCUCACUGUCUGCUCAGAAUGCGGCGGUGGUCAAGAAGAAUGGCCGUGUGGGAAGCCCUGUGCUCGAUCCUGUUCAGAUCUCCAUGGCGACACAGAGUGCUUGGACUCCCCCCCCUGCAUCCAGACCUGCGGUUGUCCGGGUGACAUGCUCCUGCAGGAUGGAGCAUGUGUGACCAGAGAGGAGUGCCGCUGCAAAUAUCACAACAGCUCUGUCACCGAUGAAGAUUUAGAUUCCAGUAAUGCAUCAUGGGUUUGGCCCGGCGGAUAUGAUUGGCAGUUUGCAAAUCCAGGAGAUAUAAUCAUCACCGAAUGUAAAAACUGCUCAUGUGAGGCUGGGGUCCUGCAGUGUCAGUCUGUCCCUGGUUGCCAUGUGGACGGGGGCUGGGGCCAAUGGGGAGCCUGGAGCCAGUGCUCUCGUACUUGUGGCGGCGGAGUUACGUUCAGGAGGCGCCUGUGCAACAACCCAGCUCCUCAGAACAGUGGCAGAGGCUGUGUGGGUGAAGCUGAGCAGCAAAAGGACUGCAACCUGCAGAUGUGCACAGACUCGGUCGGCCCUUGGUUGCCCUGGUCACAGUGGUCUGCCUGCUCGGUCAGCUGCGGUGGAGGGCAGCAGUCCCGUUCUCGUGUCUGCACUUCUCCACCUUGCCACGGCGUCAGUCGCCAAAGCAAAAUGUGCAACACGCAAGUCUGCCUUGAUGUCGGCUGCCCUCCAGGCAAGCUGUACAGGGAGUGUGAGCGUGGAGAGGGCUGUCCCUUCAGCUGCGCUCAGCUCAGCGGCAGAGAGGGCUGCUACUCUGACAGCUGUGAGGAGGGCUGCCACUGCCCCCCGCACACCUACCAACACCGUGGAAGGUGCACACCGGAGUGUCCAUGUCUGGUGGAUAAAGAGUUCCUGGCCUCCCUGCGGACCGUGUCCAUCACACCUGAACCGUUUCUGCUCUCCAAUAUCUCAGAAGGGAUGGAGCUCAUGUCUGGAGAAACUUUAACUCAUGACUGCAGCACCUGUGAGUGUGAGCAUGGCAGGUGGAACUGCUCCCUGGAGUUCUGCCCAGUGGAUGGUGGUUUGUCACCAUGGGGCCCCUGGAGCCACUGCUCACUCUCCUGUGGAGGUUUGGGAGUGAAGAGUCGAUUCAGGAGCUGCACACAGCCUGCCCCAGCCCAUGGUGGGAGACACUGUCAGGGUCCCCGCCAGGAGACCACCUACUGCCAGGCCCCUGACUGUCCAGCUACUAUUGUUCCAACAGUAGAACCAGCUAUUCCAGAGGAUGAUUCAGGCUUCUCUCCGUGGUCCCUGUGGAGUUCCUGCACCAAAACAUGCACCGAUGUCCAAAGCCCUGCUACAAAGUCUCGUCAUCGACAGUGUGCCAAACCUCCCUGCUCUGGGAUCUCUCACCAGGAGAAAGCCUGCAACCUGCCCCAGUGUCCAGGGGAGCUGUGCGUCAGAGCCGACUGUGUAGAAAGGAACUGCUCAUGGAUGGAGUGGGGGCAGUGGGGGUCCUGUUCUCGCUCCUGUGGAGUAGGCCAACAGCAGAGGAUCCGGACCUUCUUCCCCCCAGCUGGAAACGGCUCGUGGUGCGCAGACAUUGUUGGAGGGAACCUGGAGAAUCGGUUCUGCAACAUCAGGCCCUGCAGAGUGGAUGGAGGCUGGUCCAGGUGGAGCCCCUGGUCCCGCUGCGAUCAGCUCUGUGGAGGGGGGCGCUCCAUCCGCACGCGCUCCUGCUCCAGCCCCCCGCCAAAGAACGGAGGGAGGAAAUGUGUGGGGGAGAAGAACCAGGUUAAACCCUGCAACACCAAACCCUGCGAUGACUCCGGGUGUCCAGCGGGCCAGGAGUUUGUGGCGUGUGCCAACCAGUGUCCUCAGCGCUGCUCAGAUCUCCAGCAGGGAAUAGAGUGCCAGGACAGCAGCGAAUGUCAGCCGGGCUGCCGCUGCCCUAAAGGUCAGUUGCAGCAGGACGGCGUGUGUGUGGAGCCGUGGCAGUGCGACUGUGUGGACACUCUGGGCCACAUGUGGGCGGCCGGCAGCUUGCACCAGGUGGACUGCAACAACUGCAGCUGCUCUGACGGACAGCUCCUCUGCACCAAUCACAGCUGUCUCCCCGCCUGCGCCUGGAGCCCCUGGUCCAGCUGGGCAGAGUGCAGUGUGUCAUGUGACCAGGGCCGCAGAACCAGAUACAGAUCCAUGAUCCCAGAGAGUGAAGGAGCAGACUGCAGCUUUGAGCAGGUUCAACACAAACCUUGCAACCCAGGACCCUGCCCCCCCCUCUGCCUUCACCACCACCAAGAGCUGCGAGUGGGAGACACCUGGCUGCAGGGGGAGUGCCAGCAAUGCACAUGCACCCCAGAGGGAGUCUACUGCCAAGAUGUGGACUGCAGAGUGGAUGGUUCCUGGACCCCCUGGUCGGUGUGGUCUGACUGCUCAGUGACCUGUGGUCGGGGCACACAUGUUCGAACUCGAGCCUGCAUCAACCCCCCACCUCGAAACAACGGCUCUCACUGCAGCGGACCAGAGAGGGAGACACAGAGCUGUCUGACCCCCCCAUGUUUGGAUGACCUUUGCCCAUGGUCGCCAUGGUCACCGUGCUCCCGGAGCUGCGGUGCCGGGUCCGUGUUCCGGCGUCGGGUGUGCGUGUGUGAGGAGGAAGGGGACGCCGCGUGCCCCCCUGAGGUUGAGGCUGUGAGGAACAGUGAGGAGACCCAGCUGUGCUACCACCAACCAUGCCCAGUGUGUCCCAUGUCAGCGUGGAGCAUUUGGUCCCACUGCUCCUGUGAGACUCAGAGGCAGCAGCGUUAUCGUGUAGCUCUCACUUCAGCCACCGGAGGGCAGCAGUGCACUCCUGUAGAAACCCAGAGCCGGGCCUGCACCCUCACCCAGUGUGAGGCCUGUGAAGCUCCGUUUGUUUACUCGGCAUGCGGAGCUCCCUGUGAGAAGCAGUGUGCGCUGAUAGGCAACCAGGAUCUAUGCCUGGGGGUGAGGGAGUGCACGCCUGGCUGCUACUGCCCUGAGGUGAACCUCCACCUUUGUCAUGAUGGGACUUUACACUGUGACACCAGAGAGUGUGACGUAAUCCUCAGCGAGUGGUCAGAGUGGACCGCCUGCUCUCCGUGCGUUCCCCAAAACUCCCUGGAAGGGCAGAGCAACAGCAGUGAAAUGGUCUCCAUCCAGAGACGUUUCCGGGCCUGUUUGGACGUAGAUUCUGGUCUUCCUGUCAGAGGCGAGGAGGGGAGCCAAUGUCCUGGACCGUUGGUGGAGGAGAGGCGGUGCUCAGAUGCCAGUGUCUGUAGAGAUCUGUGCAACUGGAGCGCGUGGAGUGUUUGGACGGCCUGUGCACAGCCAUGCAGCGGUGGAGUCAGGCAGCGCUACAGACGACCCCUGGCCUCUCCUGCAGGGCCUCGUUGUAAGAGUCAGCAGACGCAGAGUCAGAGCUGCAACACUGGACUAUGUCCUGGUGAGCGCUGUGAGGACAGAGAGCGGAUCUACCAGGACAGCUGUGCUAACCAGUGUCCUCGGAGCUGUGCAGACUUGUGGGAGCAUGUUCAGUGUCUGCAAGGAAACUGUCACCCAGGCUGUCGGUGUCCGGAUGGAGAGCUGCUGCAGGACGGCCGCUGCGUACCGGUGACCGAGUGUCGCUGUGGGAUCCCAUCAGGGAACGGGACGUUAGAGUUCAGCCCUAAAGAGGAGCUAAUUGUUGAAUGUAACACUUGUGUGUGUGAAAAUGGCAGCCUGGUGUGCACCACGCGUCCCUGCCCGGUUUACGAGCCCUGGAGCCCGUGGAGUUCCUGCUCCGUCUCCUGUGGACACGGACGCAGAACACGGACACGCAGCUGCCAGGACACGGAGGGCGGCCCCUCCUGCGCUAACACCACCCAGACAGAGAGCUGUGAUCUACCAUCUUGUCCAGAGGGCUGUUUGGUGAGUGAGUGGUCGUCCUGGAGCGAGUGCAGCACCACGUGCGGCGGAGGGGUGACAAUGCGAAACAAGAUGAUCCUUCAAGAGCCAGAGCCCGGUGGGGCAGAGUGUGUAGGACCUCUGAAACAGCACAGCAUCUGUAACACCAACCGCUGCCUGCCUGAGUGUCCCAGCAGGCAGGUGUUCACCAACUGUUCAGCUUCUUGUCCUUACACAUGCGAGGACCUGUGGCCGCACACCCAGUGUUUACCUGCACCUUGCUCUCCAGGCUGUUCCUGUCCUCCUGGGCAGGUCUUGUACGAAGGCUCCUGUGUGCCUCACACUGACUGCCCCUGUUCAUCACUGUCUCUGCCGACUGAGUUCCAGAGCUGGAACAUGAGCAGUGAGGUUGUCCUGCAGCCUGGAACCUCCAUUCAGCACCAGUGCAACACAUGCGUUUGUCGAGGCGGCGCGUUCAGCUGCACCACAGAGACCUGCGACGUGGCCUGUCAGUGGUCCAGCUGGUUGCCAUGGAGUCCGUGCUCGGCUAGCUGUGGCACCGGCCACCAAAGCUCUACCAGGACGGUUCUGCAGCCCAGCCUAUAUGGAGGAGCCCCGUGUGAAGGCUUGAACAUCCGAACUAGAAGCUGCGUUGCUCCUGACUGUGAAUGCCCUGAGGGGGAGCAGUGGAAGAGGAGCCUGUCAGAGGAGGCCCCGCUGUGUGAGAGAAGCUGCCAGGACAUUUACUCCACCUCCCCUGUCAACUGCAGCCGCUCCGCCGAAGGCUGCGUGUGUCAGGAAGGGCUUUACCGAAACCUAGAGGGCGUGUGUGUCAUCCCGGCCCUGUGCCCCUGCCAUGACCAGGGCAUCGUGCGAGAGGCAGGAUCGGAGUGGGAAGAGGGCUGCCUAACAUGCACCUGCAUGAACGGAAGGAAACUGUGCCAGACGAGGUGUCCUCCGCUCCAAUGUGAAGAGGGUGACGUUAAAGUGGAGGAACCAGGCAGCUGCUGUCCAGUCUGCAGGAAGCUGUUCCCAGGUGAGCCUGUGGCGGAGUGCAAACGCUACGUUGAGGUGCGGAACAUCACCAAGGGAGGCUGUCGUCUUGACAACGUGGAGGUCAGCUUCUGCAGGGGGCGCUGUCUGUCCUGGACGGAUGUCAUCAUGGAGGAGCCCCACCUUCGGUCCGAGUGCGAGUGCUGCAGCUACAAGCUGGACCUGGUGAAACCGGUCCGUUUCCUCAGCCUGCAGUGUGAGAGCGGAGAAAGUGAGCAGGUCUUCCUGCCGGUCAUAACCAGCUGUGAGUGCACCAGCUGCCACGGAGGCGACUUGUCCAGACGUUGAGUGAAUGUGUGGCCUGAUAGAGAGAGUGUGUGUGUGUGUUGAUGAGUGUGGGUCAGGUAGAGAAGAAGCAGUCUGAACCCCAUGCUGAGCGAGAGCGGGAUUCUCAGUGCCAACUCUCUGAUAGUUGGAUGCGUCUGGGAUGAACAGAUGGGUGGACAGUCGAGUGGAAGAAGUUCCUGUUGAAGGAUGAGAUGCUCACAUUGUUUUUUAAAUCCUAGUUUCAGGUUCUUGUUUCUUCGUCCUGUACAGUCGUUUUCUACCGUGUAUUUAUAGUUUGAUCUCUGUGUGACUUGUUAUGCGUUAAGAGAUGUUUGCUGUCAGUUUUUCUGCUUCCUACUGUUAAA
Cyprinodon variegatus (sheepshead minnow) is the source of this 16824-nucleotide messenger RNA. It is a transcript of the gene sspo, whose product is annotated as SCO-spondin. The coding region runs from base 146 to 16480 and encodes 5444 amino acids. NCBI's taxonomy places the organism in Eukaryota, Metazoa, Chordata, Actinopteri, Cyprinodontiformes, Cyprinodontidae. The record is from RefSeq and is a predicted model, not a curated record. Gene Ontology annotation, cellular component: extracellular matrix. The transcript is spliced from 112 exons. Gene Ontology annotation, molecular function: protein binding.